AGAUAAGUUGGCUAUUGCAGAUGAGCGGAGCCUGAAAAGGCCCGCUCUAUUCAGGUUUGUACCUUCAAGUUUUUCUUUUUUUAAAAUUUAUUUUAACACGUGUUCUACAGUUUUCCGAUAAUUUCGGAAUCGACUUUAUAAAUUUCUAAAAUUAUCUAGGCAUGUGAAUAUUAGUAAUUUUGUUUUUAGUUAUUUUUGUGUCGAAUUUACGCACACAUAAAGAUUUUGUAGAUUUCCUAAAAGUUUUCGCUGAUUCUCAAACUUUCUCACAUUCCAGAGAUCUUAUGUAAUGACGUAGUUUCUAUAAAAAUGUUGCUAGCUUCACAAAUCUUUUAACGAAUAGUUUCUGCUAGUGUAUAAAAAUAACUGUAUUGGUACUCUGGUAAAAUUUUCGUGAAGUGCUAAAUGACUAGAAUCUGUUUAACUUCAACCGGAAAAGCUCAUUGGGCUGACAAAUGGUUGCCAUUUUUUCAAACAGAUUUCUCACGAGAACAAGAACCAUACUUAAAAAUGGCUCGAGGAAGAUCUUCAAGUUUUAGUUAUGCUCAUCACUAUUAUAGUCCUGGGACUGGAUUUGCCGACUCAUUAAUCGAUUCUUCUCCGGUGGUCCGUAGAAAGUUUGUUAUUGAUGACGAUGAUGACGGAGAUAUAGCGCCCGGAUACUUUCCUGUUUCACGAAGAGCUGCAAGAAUAACUCAUGCAGGCGUGGAUGAUAUGGAAACCGAACACAUUUCUUCAAGAAGACAAGAUCAAAGACUAUUGAAUGAUAUAACGAAUAAAAUGUAUAAAAUAGAACUCGAAGGUAUAAGGCCAGGCUACAAUGCUUGGACUCAAAGUGGUCGAAGAUUUCCGAAGUUUUUGAAGAAACAGAAAAUUUCAAAUCGGGGUAACGAAAAUGCAACUAUGGAACGGCCAAUAAUUCCUAAAAGAAAAAUAAAAAGAGUGGAGACAGAAGAAAUCGCUCCACCAACUCUCGAAGAGCGAUUGCUGAUGCUAAAAGCAAGGGCAAAUUUACUGCCAAGAUCAUAUGUAACGGAAUUGAACUACGUCGAACAACCUUUCCAACGACCAAUUUCAUCCUACGUGCCCUACACCCCGAUAGAUAGAAGAGUCAAUGAAAACCGAUCAAAGGUUUCGGGUUAUGAAGAUCUUUUAGAUGACAGUAGCGGACGACGUUUGCGCGGUGGUGGAGGUGAGAUUUUCAAUAGAUAA
Dimorphilus gyrociliatus is the source of this 1212-nucleotide messenger RNA. Lineage: Eukaryota; Metazoa; Annelida; Polychaeta; Dinophilidae. The record is from the annotation of a GenBank genome assembly.